Messenger RNA from Tuber aestivum (summer truffle), 3759 nucleotides. The record is from the annotation of a GenBank genome assembly. Lineage: Eukaryota; Fungi; Ascomycota; Pezizomycetes; Pezizales; Tuberaceae.
GCUAAGAGCUGCAACAGAAUUCGAUUUUCCAAUGCCCGCUAUUUUCUAUCAUUCGGAGGAGAGUGCGGAUCCUAUUUCGUCGCCGCCUCAAGCUCAACGCCAUCGGGGUUUUCGAGCCAAAAGCACUUAGUGAGCGACAUUGAUAGAGAGGCCUGAUGCAAUUACAUAAGGUAAUCCUAGCACAACCACAUCGGGGGGCCUGAAACUUUAUGGAGCCAAUGAUGUCGCGAGUCAAGUUUGCCCGGGAGGGGCACAAAUAACUAGCCUUCCCCCAUUCCUAACCCUCCUGGAACUGCGCGAAAUAAUUCACACGUUCCUCUCACCGCAAAAUGGGGAAAUACGCUCGCCGCAGACGAGGCACGAUGUUUGAAUUCGAAAAGCCUACCGUGGGAGAUGAAUGGUUCUAUUUCUUCAAGAGGGCGGAGGUAAUCCUGCAGAAUGCCGAAGCCCAGAAGGGCAAGAAGCCCCGUAAUAGGCCUUCACGGUCGCAGUAUCUCUUCGGCCAUAGUUUGUUUCACAAUGAUACCAAGGAGGGGUUGAAAACCGAAGGGCGGUUUGACGAGAAGCUCGGGCUUGCGAGCACCAUAACUUACAACGAGCACCCGCCUUGCACCGUCCCGUUUUCCACCCUCGAGAAGAUACUCCUGGACGAUUUAAGGCUUGAAAUUGCGCAUCGGGGGAGCUAUAUAAUACUUAGGGCGAUCGUCGAUCCGAACAAGUACGUUUCCUUGACGAUAAUUGCUGAAGACGAGAGCGGAGAUGUGCAGUUGGUGCAGAUAUACAAUCAGGAUGAUCGCAGAUCUCAAGUCAGCAUUAUGCCCGAGGGGCAGGUCUUCAUUGUCAAGGAGCCAUAUUUCAAGACGACCUCCAGCGGCGAAACGAGCAUCCGCGUUGAUCACGUCUCCGACAUCAUCUUCUUGGACGGUGAAGAUGAUAGGAUUCCGGAGGAGUGGCGGCCAAAACUCAAGCUGUUGGCGAGGAGAUCCUUAGAUUGGAAGAAUGACGGGAAUAGGUUUUAUAAAGAGGAACGGUAUUUUGAAGCCGCUAAAUGGUAGGUGCUAAAUCGUGAAAGCCAUAAGGUUCAUUUCCCAAGAGUGGCUAUUGAGCACACCCCUACCGCGGGGCUAAUAUAUACCCCUGGCCGAGUUGGUGCUUGCCUACAGUCAGCUCUUGGCCCUCAUGAGGGGCGCAUCCCAACACAUCUUAUCAAAAUUAUUCAAGGAUGGCUCUGCUAAAGUCUUAAAGUUACACUAAAGGCCUCGAAAUCGCUGAACCCUGUUCGGCAUCCGCCAUUGUCCUCCUUCUUAACCGUGCCCAGACAUACCUAGAACUGGGCUACAACGAGGAGGCCCUUGCAGACGCGGACAGGGCCCUCUCAUACGAACCAGUGAAUCAAAAGGCCCUUUAUCGCAGCGCAGUUGCUUGCUACGAGGACGGUGACUACGAGUCUGCAAAAACCCGCCUUGUGAAACUACUGAAGGAGUUUCCGGAAAACAAGAGCGCGAAGGAAAGGCUCCUCCGAACAUUCCAGCGUUUGCAAGAGCAACGACGGGGGAGAUAUGAAUUCUUAAAAAUGAGAAACGAAGUUAAGGCAUGGGGGAACAAAAGAGGUAAGCUCGACUGCGCAGAAUAUGUCGGACCAGUCAGGGUUGGGGACGCGGGACCCAAGGGGAGGGGGCUAUUCGCUACUCGGGACGUGAAGUUUGGGGAACUGCUGCUCUGUUCGAAGGCUUUUCACGUUUGCCACAAGGAGACUGCGGGUGCUAAGCUUAAUAUUCUGUUCAACCUCAAGGCCCGGAAGGGACAGGCCGGCACGCACUCACAACUUGUCCAGGAACUGAUACAAGUGCUGUACCAUAACCCGAAGAAAGCGAAGAAGUUCUACGAACUAGACAGCGGAGAUUAUAAGAGAGUUCGAGGGGGAAUAGUGGAUGGGUUGCCGGUCGUCGACUCGUAAGCGCUAACCAACCUGCUAAAGGGCUCCAGAUUGCUAAUAAUUAUCAGACACCUAGUGAUGCGCAUCAUGCUGAGGAACUGUUUCGAUUGUACGCGUCUUAGUUCUAUCGAUGAUCCCCUCGAGAACCUAUUCAAAGAAAAAACAGAGGUGGAAAAAAAGAUCGCAGAGGAGUCACCCACUGGCACCGCCGGGGGCUCAGGGCUCUGGAUAAUGCCCUCGUAUAUCAACCACUCCUGCUGGCAAAAUUCCGCCCGCGCCUUCCUCGGAGACCUCCUAAUAGUUCGCGCGGUAAGGGACAUCCCGGAAGGGGAGGAGAUCACCCUCAAUUACCUGGAGAGCGAAUGCGACGUCCAAACACGCCAAAAACAGUGCUUCUCCGGAUGGGGCUUCAACUGCAAAUGCACCCUCUGCGAGAUCGAAGCCGCCGAACCGCAGGAGCUCCAAGAUAAGCGCAAAGAGCUGCUAGAGAAAUCAGAAAAAUUUCACCAUUACCUCAAUCAGUCGAAGGAGAAGAUGGAAUCGGGAGUGGCGCCCAUGAUAAAGCUGAUAAAGGGCAUGGAGGCAACAUACACCCAGCCCGAAUUCAUCCAUCCCCGCGUCCCGCUACUCUCGCCAACACAGGUUCUGCAGUCCUUCCUCGUGAGCUUGGAGCGCCCGCCGGAAGUUUACAACCUCGCGAAGCACGCGUUGAACGGGUUGGGCUUCAAGAUCGCGAUCAAGAGGGGGAGGGCGGUGAUCGAGAGAUAUGGCUACAUGUAUUAUCAGACCCUCAUCCCGUUCAUUCAUGUCAUCACGGCGGGCGCGAUGACGGGCGAUAUUGGGACCGCAAUGUUGUGGAAGGAUAUUGCGAUAAAGGUCUACGAAGCGGUUGUCGGCGAGAGGGAGAGCUUUUUCGAUGUUUAUGGGAGGGCGCUCUUGCAGGCUGGGGUACCAUGCGAUUGAGUUUUUUUAGUUUUUAGUUUUUUUUUGUCUUUGCGAUGCCUCCAGUAUUCUUAAAGCACUACUUUUUUUUUUAUUUUUUUUUACUUUUUUCCAUUCUUCCACUUUUGCCUUCGGAGUGUGGUUUACCGGUAUUGUUCUUUCUUAGCGUCGAGUCAUACACGUUUGUUAUUUCUACCGUAUCGCAUCCCCCUACCAGUAUUCUAUUCUAAAGACCGCGACUCCAAGGAGAGUAAAUUCAAAUUACCGAUUGUUUUUUUUAAUCUCUCAGUCUGCCGUGUUAGAAAUUCCCUACACUGACCCACUUUUUUUUUAUACCGUGGUUCGCAGGGCAUUUUUUUUAGGGAGGAGGUCCAGACACAUUCAUAUGCACUCACUCGAACCUGGACCAUUAUUCACUGUUCGUAUAAGGGUUCUUUCUCCUCUCAGAUGCUUCUUUCCGAUCUUUUAUCUUCCUUCAAGUCUGGUCCCACUUGGACUAGCACAUGUUGUUCCUUUUGUUGUUUCUGAAUGGUUUCUUUGAAGAUUUUUGUUUCUGAGUUCUUUACUGCGAGUAUUGAGGAAUCUAGGUGGUGAUAGCAGAGUGGAAACACUUCGCUAUGUAGCUGAACCGUAUUCUCCUAGUGGUUUGAAUAGCAUUGGUUCCUUCUCUAAUUCUAAAUUACUCUUUCAUUAUUCUUACUUCUCCAUGCAAAGCAAUCGCAUAUUGCUACACUCCAUGUUACCUCCAGAGCCCAGAUCUCUCAUUUCCAUUGUACAACGGACAUUCCCACACCACCACCAAAUCGCAUCGGAGAACCCCCCGAUACUACCCACGCAUUGCAACAAGCCAAUAUCGCCCAAGAUAUAUAUCCCAUACUCCC